Messenger RNA from Scedosporium apiospermum, 555 nucleotides. RefSeq lists its product as uncharacterized. Bases 1 to 555 code for a protein of 184 amino acids. The transcript is spliced from 2 exons. NCBI's taxonomy places the organism in Eukaryota, Fungi, Ascomycota, Sordariomycetes, Microascales, Microascaceae. The record is from RefSeq and is a predicted model, not a curated record.
AUGGCCCCGUUGUCCGAUAUAGACCGUCUUAUCCAGGCCCCCGAGCCUAUCCUGAGGGCCGUUCUCCUCGCCCUCUGCCGUGACGAUACGGUGCGCCUCAAGGCAACACAAUAUAUGGACCAACUCGUCGAAUGCGUCGUCGUGGAGCCGAAGGAUGCCGCGAGGGAUUCCGGGUCCCUGAAGCGGAAAGCUGCAACCGAACCUCGCACAUGCGUACGAUGUGAAGAAGUGUUCAUCGAAGAUGACAACUCUGAAGAUGACUGCCUUUAUCAUCCUGGCGAUAUGGAGCCUGACUACGAAUCGGACUUUUGGGCCGAUCAUGAUGAAAAUUGCCACGGAAUCAUCGACAGCAAGGAAAGCCGAGAGGAGUAUCCGGAGGGGUUUCUUUGGGAUUGCUGCGGCAGAAUCGGCACUGAUCCGGGAUGUGUGAGCUUCCGUCACGAGGCUCAUCCGGACAAACGACGGGGAAGUUGUGACACCCUCGAGAGCAACAAAAGUGACUUGGGCGAGGGGGACGGUGAGCGUGGAGGUGAAAAGAGCAAGGAUGGGGACUGA